ACUCUUUGUGGUGGUGUAAUUCGUGAUGUUUAGGGGAAGGGAGGGGUGGACGGUGGUGCUGGUGGAGGGCUGAGCCAGGAGGGAAGGGGUGUGCCAUUAUAAGAAGCCUCAGAGGAGGCAUGUGUUCAGUUGUUGAAACCCCAAGGCUAAGGAUACGCGCUAAAUCACCAAAGUCUCUUACAGGAGGAGGACUCUGCUAGAAUACCUUGAAGUCGCAGACACAGAUUGCAACCAGAUCCGGAACGCGCAUUUGUCCCACCUUUUAAAAUCUCGACUCCGGUUGUUCUGCCUGUCUGGGUGUUCGGAGCAAUGAAGGUCCCUCUGUGGUGCCUGGUGGUGCUGCUGGUGUGUCUCUUCACCCCUGGACGCAGCGACUGCCAGGGUCAGUGUGCGGCCUGCGGUCUGCUCCUGCAACAGCAGCAGAAGCAACAGCUGCAGCAAGCCUUCAACGUCAUGGUGUGUUUGUUGGAGUGUGAGGGCCACGUCUCCUCCUCACUCACAUGGGAGCUGUGCAAACGUGCUGUCAAGCUGACACAGCACCACUUGAUUCCCGAGGGAGAUGCUCUGUUUAAGAGAACAGGAGAGGAGCUGGACUUGGCCUCCCUGGGCCUGAACUCAGACGACGAGCUGCCGCAGGAGGACGACCAGGAUGACACACCGGUGGAGCAGCGCAGUGUUCACUAUGACUCAUCGCUGCUGGACUCCUCCGAGGACAAGGACGGCCUGCAGGAUUUGGACUUCAGUCUGCUGGACGACGAGAUGAAGCUGAGGGAGGAGAGGAGCAUGGAGAGCGACGGCCAGCUGGAGGAGGGCGAAGGCGACAGCUCCGAGGCCGUCAUCUUGUCCAAACGCUUCGGCGGCUUUCAGAGAGGGCGCCACAGCUACAGGAAGCUGAUUGGCUCGCCCAUGAGGGCACCGCGGAGAGGGCACGGCGGGGUGUCGAAGAUCUUGCCGUAUGCACUUUCCUGCAUGUGUGGAUGA
Messenger RNA from Cynoglossus semilaevis (tongue sole), 981 nucleotides. RefSeq names its product prepronociceptin b (gene pnocb). The record is from RefSeq and is a predicted model, not a curated record. Gene Ontology annotation, cellular component: axon terminus; plasma membrane; neuronal cell body. Lineage: Eukaryota; Metazoa; Chordata; Actinopteri; Pleuronectiformes; Cynoglossidae. The coding region runs from base 310 to 981 and encodes 223 amino acids. Gene Ontology annotation, molecular function: opioid receptor binding. The transcript has 4 exons. Gene Ontology annotation, biological process: chemical synaptic transmission; sensory perception; neuropeptide signaling pathway.